CUCAAGCUCUUCGCCAUGCUGAGCAACAUAUUGAUCCGGACGCAGCGUCAAGUGGCUAAGGCAGCCGCGACAGGAGCUCGUCGUUGGGGAAGCAGCGGGGCCAGCACCGGUAAAUCGCAGUUCACUUCGCCGAUGCCGCUCACCGUCCUGACGGAGGAGGAGGAAAUGUUCAAGGACUCAGUGGCCCGCUUCGCUGCGGAUGUGAUCCAACCACGCGUCCGCAGCAUGGACGAAGCGGGUGAAAUGACGCCUGAAGUCAUUCAAGGACUCUUUGAGAAUGGACUUCUGUCGGUGGAGAUCCCGAUGGAAUACGGUGGAGUGGGAGCGUCAUUCAUGAGCUUAAUCCUGACAAUCGAGGAGUUGUCUCGCGUUGAUGCGAGUGUUGGUCUGCUGUGCGAUCUGCAGAACACCGUGGUGAGUAACUUGUUCCUUCGUUAUGCCACCGAGGAGCAACGUCAGGAGUAUCUCCCGCGUCUGUCUACGAACACGGUUGGCAGCUUCUGUCUGACGGAGGCUGAGUCCGGCAGUGAUGCCUUCGCACUCAAGACGAAGGCCGACGUCUCUGCUGACGGGAGCCACUAUACGCUGAAUGGCGAGAAGAUGUGGAUCUCCAAUGUCGCCCAUGCCGAUGUGUUUCUGGUCAUGGCCACUGUGGAUCCGUCUUUGGGCUACAAGGGCAUCACUUGCUUCAUUGUCGAGCGGGGCACUCCUGGUCUGUCAUUUGGCCCCCCCGAGAAGAAACUCGGACUUAACGCGUCCUCCACUUGCUCUGUCAUCCUCGAGGAUGUCAAGAUCCCGAAGGAAAAGGUACUGGGCAAGGUUGGUCAGGGCUACGCUAUUGCCAUCGGCCAGUUGAAUGAAGGCCGUAUUGGCAUUGCAGCGCAACAACUGGGUAUUGCUGAGGGAGCCUACCGUCACGCGAUGCCCUACCUCUUCGAACGGAAGCAGUUUGGUCGUGCUAUCGGCGACUUCCAGGCCAUGCAACACCAGUAUGCCGAACUGGCGCUGGAGCUUGCGAGUGCACGACUGCUCGUCUACAACGCCGCUCGACUCAAGGACGCCGGCCACGAAUUCGUAAAAGCAUCCUGUAUGGCUAAGUUGCACGCGUCACGCGUCGCCGAGCGGACGUCCUCAAAGUGCAUCGAAUUGCUGGGCGGUGUGGGUUUCUCGAAGCAACUGAUGGCAGAGAAAUUCUACCGAGACUGCAAGGUCGGCACAAUCUACGGCGGCACGAGCAACGUGCAGCUCAGCACCAUAGCCCGGUUGGUCAAGCAGGAACUCGUCUAAAAACUUAUAAAGCUGGGGGGGCUUAUCCAAAAAAAGUACUGCGUGCUACGGUAGUACAUAAAUUAAAGAAUAGUGGUGUGUUUCUGCUUCCUCGUGGUAUUUUAAGCACACAAAAUUAGAAGUACAGUGUACUACAGUAGUGGUGAUUGACUACUACUGUAGUUCACUGAAUUCAACAAGCA
Phytophthora infestans T30-4 is the source of this 1469-nucleotide messenger RNA. RefSeq names its product short/branched chain specific acyl-CoA dehydrogenase, putative. Lineage: Eukaryota; Oomycota; Peronosporomycetes; Peronosporales; Peronosporaceae. The coding region runs from base 16 to 1287 and encodes 423 amino acids. Gene Ontology annotation, cellular component: mitochondrion. Gene Ontology annotation, molecular function: flavin adenine dinucleotide binding; acyl-CoA dehydrogenase activity. The transcript has a single exon. The record is from RefSeq and is a predicted model, not a curated record.